Molecule: messenger RNA, 525 nt
Organism: Orycteropus afer afer
Lineage: Eukaryota; Metazoa; Chordata; Mammalia; Tubulidentata; Orycteropodidae
Product: regenerating islet-derived protein 3-gamma-like
Exons: 5
Biological process (GO): antimicrobial humoral immune response mediated by antimicrobial peptide; response to peptide hormone; venom-mediated disruption of cell wall in another organism
Molecular function (GO): oligosaccharide binding; peptidoglycan binding; signaling receptor activity
Source: RefSeq, a predicted model, not a curated record
AUGUCUCCCGUGGCCCUUCGCAAUGUGUCUUGGAUUUUGCUGUCCUGUCUGAUGCUCCUGUCCCAGGUCCAAGGUGAAGACUCCCAAACCAAAGUGCCCUCUGCACGGAUCAGCUGUCCUCGAGGAUCCAAAUCUUAUGGCUCCUCCUUCUAUGCCUUCUUUCUGACGCCAAACAAUUGGGUGGAGGCAGACAUGGCCUGCCAGAAGAGAUCCUCAGGACAUCUCGUGUCUGUGCUCAGUGCCACUGAGGGAUCCUUCGUGGCCUCUCUGGUGAAGAGCACUUGAAACUCCUAUUCAAAUAUCUGGAUUGGGCUCCAUGAUCCCACAUUGGGUGUUGAAGUCAAUUCAGGUGGUUGGGAGUGGAGUAACUCUGACUUGAUGAAUUACUUUGCCUGGGAAAAAGACCCCUCCCUGGUUACCAACCCUGGCUACUGUGGGAGCCUAUCCAGAAGCACAGGAUUCCUGAGAUGGAAAGAUUUUAACUGUGAACAGAAGUUACCCUAUGUCUGCAAGUUCAAGGACUAG